Messenger RNA from Chenopodium quinoa (quinoa), 2775 nucleotides. RefSeq names its product acyl-coenzyme A oxidase 2, peroxisomal-like. Gene Ontology annotation, molecular function: fatty acid binding; acyl-CoA oxidase activity; FAD binding. Bases 279 to 2396 code for a protein of 705 amino acids. Gene Ontology annotation, cellular component: peroxisome. Lineage: Eukaryota; Viridiplantae; Streptophyta; Magnoliopsida; Caryophyllales; Amaranthaceae. Gene Ontology annotation, biological process: lipid homeostasis; fatty acid beta-oxidation using acyl-CoA oxidase. The transcript has 7 exons. The record is from RefSeq and is a predicted model, not a curated record.
CCUCUCUCAAUGUUUACAUUGGAUGGAGCGUCUAACAACCUUAAUUUUUUUUUUAUUUUUAAUUUUAUGACAGAAAAUACGUAGUAUAAAUUACACCCGCCAAAACUAUAUCCUAUCACGCGAUUCCACGUAUUCAAAUUAUUACCGGAUUACCACGCAAUUUUUUAUUUUUUUUUUAAAUAUAGAAAGUCAUCCAUAAUUCAUAUCAAAGAAACUUUUCGCCAAAAAAAUCUCGAAAAAAUCCCAAAAAAAAAAAAAAAAAAAAAAAAUCAGUCAAAAUGCAAAGAAGAUCGGAGAAGAUGAAUCAUACCGGGGAGGAAGAAGAUUUGUCAGAGAAUUUAUCAAUCAUGAACCGUCGGAUCGAACGGCUGAGAUUGCAUCUGCACCCAAUAAUCAUCAAGAAUGAAAUUGAAUCAUCAAUGGAGGUCGAAAGAUGCAGGGGAGAAGGAGGAGGAGAGAGAGAGAAGGGGAAGAAGGCAUCCAUGGAAGUAAAUAUGGAAGCUUUAUCAGAUUAUAUGAGAGGAAAAUACAGAGAUAUUCAAGAAAAAGUGUAUGAAUAUUUUAAAGGAAGACCAGAACUUCAAACCCCAAUUGAAAUCUUAAAAGAUGAUCAUAGAGAAUUGUGUUUGAAACAGCUUCUGGGUUUGGUUAGAGAAGCUGGAAUUCGACCUUUUCGAUUUGUUGUUGAUGAACCUUCUAAAUAUUUUGCGAUUCUUGAAGCUGUUGGGGGUAUUGAUAUGUCUCUUGGGAUUAAAAUGGGUGUUCAAUACAGUUUAUGGGGAGGCUCAGUGCUGAAUUUGGGAACUAAAAAACAUAAAGAUAAGUACUUUGAUGGAAUUGACAACCUUGAUUAUAUGGGUUGUUUUGCUAUGACAGAACUUCAUCACGGCUCAAAUGUCCAGGGCCUGCAGACUGUUGCAAUGUUCGAUCCCAUCACAGACGAAUUCAUUGUAGACACACCUAAUGAUGGGGCCAUCAAAUGGUGGAUUGGAAAUGCAGCAGUUCAUGGCAAGUUUGCUACAGUCUUUGCAAAGCUAAUGUUGCCAUCUCAUGAUGCAAAAGGUGUUACUGAUAUGGGUGUCCAUGCCUUCAUUGUUCCUAUUCGGGAUAUGAAGACUCAUGAAGUUCUUCCAGGGAUUGAAAUACAUGACUGUGGUCAUAAGGUUGGCCUGAAUGGAGUGGAUAAUGGAGCUCUGCGAUUCCGUUCUGUGAGAAUCCCCCGAGAUAACCUGCUAAAUCGCUUUGGGGAUGUUUCACGUGAUGGCAAGUAUACUAGCAGUCUUCCCACCAUCAACAAACGAUUUGCAGCCACCUUAGGAGAACUUGUAGGGGGACGAGUUGGCCUUGCUUAUUCCUCCGUUGGUGUGCUUAAGAUUGCAUCCACUAUAGCCAUUAGAUACUCUCUUUUAAGACAGCAAUUUGGGCCUCCAAAGCAACCGGAAGUUAGUAUUCUUGACUAUCAAUCUCAGCAGCAUAAGCUGAUGCCCAUGUUGGCAUCAACCUAUGCAUUCCACUUUGCAACACUAGAUCUGGUAGAUAAGUAUUCCGAGAUGAAGAAGACACACGAUGAUGAGCUCGUGGGUGAGGUCCAUGCUCUUUCUGCUGGUCUAAAGGCAUAUGUGACUUCAUUUACUGCAAAGUCGAUAAGUAUCUGCAGAGAAGCCUGUGGGGGUCAUGGUUAUGCUGCUGUGAACAGGUUUGGCAGCUUAAGGAAUGAUCAUGAUAUAUUUCAGACAUUUGAAGGUGAUAAUACAGUGCUUCUGCAACAGGUUGCAGGGGAUCUAUUGAAAAGGUACCAGGAGAAGUUCCAAGGGGGUGCUAUUGCAGGGACAUGGAACUAUUUGAGAGAGUCGAUGAAUGCGUAUCUCUCUGCUCCGAAUCCUGUGACCGCUCGUUGGGAAGGUGAAGAGCAUCUUAGAGAUCCACAAUUUCAGCUGGACGCUUUCAGGUACCGAACAUCAAGGCUUCUUCAUAGUGCUGCAUUGCGUCUCCGAAAGCACUCCAAAACUCUAGGCACUUUUGGUGCUUGGAAUAGAUGCUUAAAUCACCUUCUUACACUAGCAGAGUCUCACAUUGAAUCUGUCAUACUUGCAAAAUUCGUUGAUGCUGUAAAAAGCUGUCCCGAUGAGAGCAGCCGUGCUGCUUUGAAACUUGCCUGCGAUCUAUAUGCAUUGGACCGUAUCUGGAAUGACAUAGGAACAUAUCGCAAUGUGGAUUAUGUAGCUCCCAACAAAGCUAAGGCUAUUCAUAAGCUGGUAGACUAUCUUAGCUUCCAAGUAAGGAAUGUAGCAAAGGAGCUAGUUGAUGCAUUUGACCUUCCAGACGAUGUCACUCGUGCCCCGAUAGCAAUGCAAAAGGAAGCUUAUACUCAGUAUACACAACAGGUUGGAUUCUAGAUCUGGAAACAGGGAUUGAUUGCCCAUAAAGCGGAGAAAAAUAUUCUAUAACUUUGUUGGAGGAUCGGUGUCUGUAUAUUUUUUAAAGAAAUGUGAAGGUAUUUCCCACGGCCAAAGUCAUUUUUCAUUCGUGGUAUCUUUGGGUGUGUGAAGGAUUGGAGUAGAAGUCCCUAUGAGGCUGUGACUAUGUGACAGUAGAAGACGCCCUUGCUGUUUUUGGCUUGGAGCAAAUGUAUCUAAAUCAUCUAACUCUUCUGCAUUUUAUGCACUUUGGUAUACCUAAGUGAGCAUAUUGUAUUGCCAGUUAAAAUAUUUAUUUAUAUUGGCUAUUCGUUUGGUUCAAACAAUUCUUUUAUGAAAAAUCAUUAAUUUCUUUGAA